CAAAUUUCGAGAUAAGCCAUUGAACCAGUAAAUACAAAGAUUCGUCCACCCUUUUCUUGCAACCAACGACGAGCCUGACAUUCGAAGGAUGAAACGCAAAGGCGUCGAGGCCGAGCAGCCUCCUCUGAAAAAGCGCAAUACCUCGAGCGAUGCUCCUCAAUGGCUACAAUCUGCCUUCCGACCUGACCUGUUUAGCGACGACACCGUUCAAUCAUUCCGCAAAAGUUACACAACUUCGAGCCCAUAUCCUCAUGCCGUCGUGCCUUCUUUGAUUCAAGAAGCUCUCCUACGCUCCGUCCGAAGCGAAAUAAUCUCCCACAUCCACUUCACUGCCAAAGAAACCGACAUCUAUCGCAUCCACCAGUCCGGAGACCUUGCAAACUUGUCCAACCUCGACGCCGAGUCCCUCAAACACCUCCCCAGCCUCGUCACCCUUCGCGAUGCCCUGUACUCGCCCGAGUUCCGAGAAUGGGUGUCUACGGUCACAGGUGCGGGCAAAGUGUCCGGCAAGAAGACGGACAUGGCGGUCAACGUGUACACUCCGGGCAGUUACCUCCUUUGCCACGACGACGUGAUCGGCAGCAGGAGGGUGAGUUAUAUCUUGUAUCUGACGGAUCCAGAUCAUCCCUGGCAGCCUGAAUGGGGUGGCGGCUUGAGGUUGUUCCCGACCGAGACGAAGAAGAACAAGGCCGGGGAGGACAUCCAGGUUCCUUUGGCCGAGCAUAGUGUCAAUAUCCCACCGUCGUUUGGACAGUUGAGCUUCUUCGCUGUGCGGCCUGGCGAGAGUUAUCAUGACGUGGAGGAGGUGUACCAUGGACCCGACCCUGAGGCUGACGGAAAACGAGUACGCAUGGCGAUCAGUGGAUGGUUUCACAUCCCGCAGGAGGGCGAGGAAGGAUUUGAAGAGGGCAUCGAGCAGGCACAAGCACAGAAGUCAAGUCUGGCACAGUUGAAGGGGGCAGCGAAUGAGUUUGAUGAACCACAGUUGAUCUUCCGACAUUUCGACGAGCCGAGACGGGUGAUGGACAGUCAUGCCUCUAAGGAAGAAGUCGAUCCAGGCGAUGAUCAGGACGCCGAGGACGAGCUACUCACCGAACAGGACUUGACGUUCUUGUUGCACUAUAUGACGCCGAGCUAUCUUACGCCAGAUAUGAUUGACGACUUCAGGUCGUCUUUUGUAGAUAUGUCUGUGCUCCAACUUGAACAGUUCUUCAAUGCGACCUUCGCGAAGGAGUUGAAAGAGUACAUCAGUGCCGUCGAGCAGGACGCACAGGAUGCGAGAACCUCAGAGUCGAAGUCUCACCCCUCGAAUUGGAGUAUCGCUCGACCGCCGCAUAAACACCGCUAUGCUUACCUGCAGGGUGCAGAGGCACUGCACAGAGAUAAGACGCCCGUGUCCAAGAUCCUGACUGACCUGCUUCAUUCACACGCCUUCAAGAAGUGGUUAGCCUUGGUCACGGGGCUGAAGACGAAGGGUCUGAUCCGCCAAAACGCCAUCGCAAGAAGGUUCCGACGCGGAAAGGACUACGCUUUAGCGAAUCCCUUCAAUGGAGAACAACCACAGAUUGAAUUCACCAUCUCUAUGACACCAAGCCGAGGCUGGGAGAAGGCCGAAGAAGAAGACGGCGAAGAAGGUGAUGCCGAGAAAGCAAAGAAGGGCUUCCAGAUGGCAGAGAAAGCAUUGCACAAUGGCAUGCCGCCUGUGGACAACGGCGAGGAGGCUGAAGGCAAAGGCAAAGGCAAGGCCAGAGUUGUUGAGCCUGAGAAAGUCCAAGUGUCGACGCCCACUGAACCCGACUACGGUGGUGAGGAAGUGUACAUGGCAGGCGACGAUGAUGAUAAUGCUUCAGUUCAUUCUAGAUCGUUGCCGAAUGUGGGCAAGAAGGCAGAUCCAGCGGUCUAUAAGUCUUCGAUGGGCGAGAACGACGAAGAUGAUGGGAUAUUGUUUACGAGUCCGCCGGCGUGGAAUCGAUUUAGUGUUGUGCUUAGGGACAAGGGGACGCUGAGAUUCGUCAAGUAUGUGAGUCAGGCGGCUCAAGGGGAUCGGUGGGAUAUCAAAGGCGAGGUUGAGGUCAGUGAGGAUGCGUGGGAUGACGGUCCUGAGGAUGAAGAGGGCGGAGCAGAAGACGAAGACGAGGAGGAAGAUGACGAGGACGAGGACGAGAUGGAUGAUGAAGAUGAAGAUGAAGAUGACGAUGAAGAUGGAGAUAUUGAAGGCGAUGGUGAAGAAGGGGAAGGCGCAUCUGCCGAGGAGAGAUACCAAAGGCGAUUUGGCUAAGGAAGCUGUACAGAGUAUUGUGUAGAGGAAUCCGGCCGAUGCUGGACAAAAGGAAUUCGUCGCCACGCCCUGCUGGUCGUGCUAUCAUGCAAUCUUCUCGGCUGGAACGGCUUCACCAGACGGCAAUUCACCUCA
This is a messenger RNA of Exophiala xenobiotica, 2413 nucleotides long. RefSeq lists its product as uncharacterized. Gene Ontology annotation, cellular component: cytoplasm. The transcript has a single exon. NCBI's taxonomy places the organism in Eukaryota, Fungi, Ascomycota, Eurotiomycetes, Chaetothyriales, Herpotrichiellaceae. Gene Ontology annotation, molecular function: iron ion binding; L-ascorbic acid binding; peptidyl-proline dioxygenase activity. Gene Ontology annotation, biological process: regulation of translational termination; peptidyl-proline hydroxylation. The record is from RefSeq and is a predicted model, not a curated record. The coding region runs from base 89 to 2278 and encodes 729 amino acids.